Molecule: messenger RNA, 22986 nt
Organism: Podarcis lilfordi (Lilford's wall lizard)
Lineage: Eukaryota; Metazoa; Chordata; Lepidosauria; Squamata; Lacertidae
Source: the annotation of a GenBank genome assembly
AAACGAACAUCUCUUCUGCGCAGAGAAUUGCCAGUGCUGGAAGAGGCCCAGCAGAAGGCUGCUUGUAGGUGCAAUUUAAGUGUCUUUAAAAUUGCUGAAAACAACACUGGCAUCAUCUGGCACCACAGACCCUAGAAAUUACCAAUAUAUGAACAUAGGGAAGUCACAAAGUUUAUUGUUCUAGCCAAAAGCCAUAAACAUAAGUCAUGGGUGGCCAUCAACGCUUUGUGGUGCCUUUUCUUUUCUUCAUCCUGAAUCUUCCAACAGUGGAUGCUCACACGCGCGCUGAUAUUCCGAGAGCGAGAAAAACAUUUCUGACAGCAAGAGCUGUUCGGCAGUGGAACGGUCUCCCUGGAGAGGUGGCGAACUCUCCUUCCUCGGAAGUUUUUAAGCAGAGGUUGGAUGAUCAUGCGUCAUGGGUGCUUUAGCUGAAAUUCCUGCUUUGCAAGGGGUCUGGACUAGACUAGAAGACCCUCGGGAUCCCUUCCAAGUCUACGAUUCUAUGUUGUGAAAGCCACAGGAACAGGCCAAGCAGGGCUCCUUCUCUGGGCAGUUGGAAACCUUCCACGCCUCCAGCCUCUGCACAGAAUGCCGCGCGCAACGAAGGGGGCGGUAGCCGCUUUGUUGGAGAGAACCGCGCGCGGCAACUCCACCCCUCCGGGGACGGCUCAGCCCUGUAUGGGGCCUCUCCGGAGCCACGGACACUCCCUGCUGGCAGAGAAGGGCGGCCCUCCUCGCCUGGCCCCGUCCCCUCUGCCUCUUAAGGGCGGCGGCGGCUGCCUGUCGCGCGCUCUUUCUCGCCAUGGUGUGCUGGGGUGUCGUUUGCGCCCUGGCGGCGGCCGGCCUCCUGAUCUACCUGAUCGUCGAGCUCGCCAUCUGGCUCCGAGCUGACAGCGACUUGACCGUGUGGGCGGCGGAAUGGUGGGGCAAGAAGCCGGGUAAGCGGCGCGCCGGGCCCGCGGCGCUCUGGUUCUCUCCCCGGAGCGCGCGUUGCGCUCCUCCUCCUCUUUCGCCUUCUUCGCUUCCCCUCUCCGUGUGGGACGUGGCAGGACGUGUCCAAACACUUCUCCAUCCCCGAACGCAGAGAGCUGCCCUGUUGGGAGUCAGGGGUAGCCAACGUGGUGCCCUCCUGGAUGGCCUGGGUCAAAAUGAUCAAUGGGUAGCGAUUUUGCGCGCUGGAGUUGGGUAACAUCUGGAGCUCACCAGGAUGGCUACCCCAGUCUGCGCCCACUUGCAGCGGCUCUCUGCAGGGAACCUCUCCAAAGACACCUGUUUUUAAGCUCUGGAUAGCAAAGCACAGAUUUACAAGUUCACGUGUAUGCGUGCCCUGUGAGCAUCCGUAUGUGCAAUUGCCCAGAAGUGUUGCCCCCUUGUAGGCGAGGGAGUGGAGCAGGUUUGGUUUGCAAACUCAUCAACUUUCAGCAGCUAGGUAUAAACCCUGCUACCUGGGGCUGGUGGGAGGUACAAUCGGGAACUAAUUUGGCAAAGGCUGGCCUGCCUACAGCAAUUUUCUAGGCACAUUUUUUUGAGAUUAAGUGGGGCAACAUAGGUGUGGCCUUUCAGCUGGAAAGCAACUGAAACGAAGCCUAAUGGCUAUGAUAGAGAAACUGUGGUUUAGCAAUUAAGGACUAAGUAAGAGUCUGGGCAACACUGGGCAAUAAAAAUUUGUUUGCAUCACACAGAUUUAUUUAUUUUUAAAUAAGAAACACUUUGGAAAACAAGAAGAAACAACUCCCAGUGGCACUUGAUUUUGAAAAGAUAUCUAUUCACAUUCGGCAAAUAUUUUAUAUUUUGAUUUGCCCCUGAAGGGAAAUGCCUUUAUACACACAUCCGCUAACACUGUCCAAGUCACCCUUUGUCAGUUGCUGCAUUUGCUGCUUUAAAAAAAUCUGGACAACCUGCAAUCUUGCCUAGCUUGGGCUGAGGUAGCAAGUCUUUUCCGCACAGCAACCAGCGACAGGUGAAACAAUUGGUGCAGCCACAGGAUUGGAAAGGGUUUGGUUUCGUAGUGUGAGAUCAAGUUUUGGGAUAGGCCUGUGAGUUUUAGCUUGCUGUCAGGUGAAUCACAGAGUUGGAAGGGACCACGGGGGUAAAUUUGGUCCUAUGGGGGUCAUCUAGUCCAACCCCCUGAGAUGCAGGUAUCUUUUUGCCCAAAGCGAGGCUCGAACCCACAACCCUGAGAUUAAGAGUCUCAUGCUCAACUGGCUGAGCUAUGUGAGUGGUGAAGUGUGUUUCUGUGAAAUCAAACCACCCCAUAGCCUGAUUCAAUACAUGGCUUACUCAGAAUUAAGCCCCACUGUCCUAAAUUAGAAGGCUUUGUGCGUUCAUCCUGUGUGCAUACGUGUGUAUCUUAAAAACAAAACAAACCAUUCCGCAGCAGAGUAGCUGCUUCCACCAUGUAGUUCAGGGGUAGGGGAACUUGGUGUCACCUGGAUGUUGCUGAACUCCCAACUCCCAUCAGCCCCAACCCACAUAGCCAGUGGUCAGGAACGAUGGGAAUUGUAGCCCAGCUAAUAUCUGGAGGGCCAUUGGUUCCCCAGCUCUGACGCAGUUUGUUCACUGUACAGUGGUACCUUGGGUUACAGUCGCUUCAGGUUACAGACUCCGCUAACCCAGAAAUAGUAUCUUGGGUUAAGAACUUUGCUUCAGGAUAAGAACAGAAAUCACGUGGCAGCAGCAGUGGGAGGCCCCAUUAGCUUCAGGUUAAGAACAGUUUCAGGUUAAGAACGGACCUCCGGAACAAAUUAAGUUCUUAACUAGAGGUACCACUGCAUUCAACAACACGGAUUUAAAAAGACAGAGUCCAGCAAUGAAAGAGAAAUGUCCAAAAUUCGGGUGAUGGCUAACCCUGAAUAACUACCGUCCUCCAUUCCUGGACUUGGGGUAGAAUUCAGCGUAGCCCUAGCGGCCUUUCUCAAACUUGGGUCCUCAGCUGUUGUUGGCUACAACUCCCAUAAUCCCUGACCACUGGUAGUGCUAGCUAAGGAUGAUGGGAAUUGGAGUCCAGCAAAAACUGGGGACCCAAGUUUGAGAAACACUGCAAGGAGAUUACUUUCUCAACGCAGGCUAUUCUGCUUGCCUGAUGGAACAAUCUCCCCUUUCCUCCCCCAGCUAUUUGGGGGGUUUUCCCCGAUCCUCCAGAGCAGAUUUGGGGGAGAUAGGGGGGCAUGCAGGGGGAGGAGAGGGGGAAAGCCAUGUUGCCCUAGUGGGAGUCCUUGUUCUGUUUUCUGCUAACGGAAAUGAGUAGUUGAAUCUGGCUCGUGGUUUCUAUUUUAGUCACAACCCCUACGAAAAAUGAAUCUACACUCCAGUACUGGAAAGAAAAAUGUAUAUGGAGAAAACACGUUUUUAUGGACCUUUAAUCAAUUGGUUGUAUGUACAUUUAAGGGAUAAUAACCCAUUCCUUUCCAGGAGGGUUAAAUAGGUAAAAAAAGGUAAAAUAUUAUAUUGCUAUUGUGUGCGUUUUAACCUUAUUGAAAAACAUACUCAAAAGUAAGACCUAUGGCAUUCAAUGUGAGUUACUUAAAGGCAAAUGGAGUUAGGAUUUCAGCCUAAGGAGGGAAAUCUGGAAACACAAAAAGUGAUUGUUGGAGCCAAAGGAACAGCGUAUGCCAGACAAUUUGCAAACAUCUGUGAAGGACAAAUGCUUGCAUGUGUGCUUCUUGGCAGCUGUUGCCGUGCUGGAAAAUUCUGCUACCAUCUUGCACAACUCAGAACCCUCCAAGCUGAAUGUAGCUCAGAAAUUGCAUCCUGUCUAGGCAGGGGCAUUCCUAGUCACUUGACAGAGUUGGGUACAGGCCCACAGAUCUGCGUGUGCUGAUUUAUAUAUGCAUUUUUGCCCAUGUACGCAGAUUUUCAGAGAGGAAAUCCCAACUCUGGCUCUUAGACCUCACUCUGAAUCACAUAGGGUGCCAGCAGGAAUUUUGCAGGGCCUGGUGCUAAAGGCAUAAGACAGAACCCUGCCGAAUCAGCCCAAAGGCCAUCUGAUCUAGGAUUCUGUUCACACAGAUGCUGCUGUAAACUGGCGGAAGUUGCUACACCCCUCAGUUUAUUUUGGUUGCUCUUUGCUUUUCCAACACUACAAUAUCCUUUUGCAGGUAUGGUGACCAGAACUGUAUGCACAAGUACAGCUGCAAGUGUCAAGCUGAUCUUAGGGACAAGUUACAACUUUUUUGCUGGAAGACCAGCAGUUCCACAUUUGAGUUAAGAACUCCUUCCGUGGAUGAUUUGUUCCUUUUUAAUUUCUCAAGAAGGCCUAGAACGUCAUUUCCCGUCAUCACCUUUUGCCUCUGUCCCUUAGGCUCUCUUCUUGAGAAAGUUAGCUUAGGUAAGGGAUCUGCCCUACAUCUCUCACCGUGAAGACAGAUGUAAAUAACACGUUGGCCCGAAUAUAAGCCGCGCCUGCAAAUAAGCCACACCUUUAAAAUUCAAGGGGGGGGGGAAAUAAAAAAAAGACAAUACCUGAAUAUAAGCCGCUCCCUUAAAAUUGGGUUACAGGCUGAAAAUUGCUGCGGUUGGUAGAAUUGUAACUCUGAGCCAAUUUUUGUAAGGUCGCGAAUUUAAGCCGCACUUUAAUUUUUCAUAGUUGGAAUUUGGAAAAAAAAAGGGCAGCUUCUAUUCAGGCCAAUACGGUAGUUCAUUCAGGUUCUCUGAAGUCUCCUUCUAACUCCCUUUUGGUCCAAAGAUCCAACUGCCUAGCGGGUUUCCUAAUGCAUUAAAUGUGUUUGUUUAGUGGUGCUCCUCAAAUUUAUUUAUUGCCUCCCUUAGUAUCCACUGCCAUUUCUGCAGCAAUUUGUGUUCCUUGCCUCUACCAGCUUCCUUGACUCUAUUCAUUAACCUUGCUGGCAUCUGCUUGGCCCUGGUGGUAGCUUUCCUGGCUUCUGCAGCUGAUGCAGGGUGGAAAAAUGCCAGAGAAUAGGGAAAUCAGCAAAAAAAACCCCAACCUUCCAUUUUGUUUGUGGGUGUCUCUAUUGGAUCAAAAGCCUUUUCGUAUCUAGUCAAAUGCCCCUCAUUCAGAGGGGAGAAUGUGUUGUCUUGGUAUCUAUUACUUGGGUACGGUCCUUCUACAUUGGCUCUUGUAACCUAUAGCCAACAAUGUCCCUCUGAUUUGUCUAACCCAGCCUCCCCCAAUCUUUCACCCUCCAGAUGUUCUGGGCUCUGUUCUUAUCUGCGCUGAACCAGACGGAGCAAUUGCAGAAACAGCCUCCUUAUGGCUGGCUGGCUGUUGAGCUCUUUGCUUUUAAAAAGCAGUUGCAGCAUGCUUGCCUUUAUGACGGUUGGAUUGUAAAUUGUAGACAGAGAGAGAUUGCGGCCUUCUGGGGAACAAUACCACAGAGGGCUGGGCCGCCUAAUGUCAGGGCUAGACCCCCAUCCUCUUGCCAAAAUAGUCCCGAAAUGCAGUUGCAUUGCAACUCUCAGAUCUGUACUGCAGGCUUACAUUGGCUGUGUAUCAGUUUCACUAAUACUUUCCAGCAAAGGUGAUAGGCAAUUGCAGUUGGGUGAAGUGAGAGCUGGACCAUAAAGGCGGCUGAUUGCCGAAGAAUUGAUGCUUUUGAAUUAUGGUGCUGGAGGAGACUCUUGAGAGUCCCAUGGACUGCAAGAAGAUCCAACCUAUCCAUUCUUAAAGAAAUCAGCCCUGGGUGCUCACUGGAAGGACAGACCUUGAAGCUGAGGCUCCAAGACUUUGGCCACCUCAUGAGAAGAGAAGACUCCCUGGAAAAGACCCUGAUGUUGGGAAAGAUGGAGGGCACAAGGAGAAGGGGACAACAGAGGACGAGAUGGUUGGACAGUGUUCUUGAAGCUACGAACAUGAGUUUGACCAAACUGCGGGAGGCAGUGAAAGACAGGAGUGCCUGAUGUGCUCUGGUCCAGGGGGUCACGAAGAGUCGGACACGACUAAAUGACUGAACAACAACAACGAAGCCCAUCGACUACCCUCACCUGGUUUAGCCAGCCAGUCAGAGCCAUUCCUAGGGUGUGGCCGCUGUCGCAUUCUGACAGCCACAGGUGAGACCUGAGUGCAAGAGGGGGACCAAAGGUGGACAAAAUACCCCAAAAGAUCGUGAUAUGUCCUCCACCAGAGGUAUAGUCUUUCCCUAACACCCCAUACACCCCAAACACCAGAAUAGGCCAUCAGAUACCCUCAAACGUAUCCUAAAUACAUCUCUUCCACCUUGAAAUUUCUCCGCUGGGUGUCAAGGGCCUUUGUGCAAAUACAAUUGCAUCUAAUCUUUUUUUUUUUUUUUUAAUUAAUAUUUAUUAAAUUUUCAAAGAAUAACAACAAAAAUUUCCAAAAAAAUUGAAAAUACAAAAAGCAAAAACGAUAAAGAAAUAAAAAAGAAAAAAAACCAACCAUAAAGAAAAAAAGAAAAAAAGAAAAACAAAAGUAUAAAAUCAUUUACGAUCUCUAUUAACUUCCUUUCUAGACUUCCUCCUCCUCCCCUCUUGUUUCUUAAUUUUUAAUUUUUACAGCAAAUCCUUUCUGUUUUUUCAUAACAUUCUAUCAUUACAUUUCCUUAUUCUACUUUCCCUCUUGUCAUAUAAGAACUUUAAAACUCAAAGCUUAUAUUCAGUAUUUACCAAAUUCUUACAUCAUUACCUUUUUGCAAAUCAUUUACCAAUCCUUACUUAAGCCAUAUAGUUUCAUUCAACAUCUUUCAAACAUUUAUGAACGUUCCCAAUAUUGAAAAAUAGAAAAAUAAAAUAAGAUAAUAAGUCAGACACAAUCCAGUCAACUUCCAGCGUCCCUCUCCCUGGACCCGGGAUUGUCAGUCCUUUUAACCUCAAUAGUCCGGCUCCUUAACCUGGUUGUCUCGUGUCCGAGGCCCUCAAAUCUCUUUCUUGCCCCUUUCGCAGCUCUUCUUGAUGUUUCCCUUUCAGUCGUGGGUACUCCAGCAGAAAGAUACUUUUGACCCUUUGCAACAAGUCCAUCCCAUGCCCAUUGUCCAAGCCAGACAGCAGAUAAUACCACUUCAAGUUUCCUUGAAACUUGGAGGCUCCGACUACUCCAAUCCUCUGAUGGCCCAUCACCAGACUCGGAAAGUCCAGAUAACCAUAUAAAGGGGGGUCAAUCCAUCCCCCAUUUACAAAUCUAACCACAUUUCAUCUUUCCGAAUCUGAUUUAUCCCAAGUUCAUUUAUCAAGUUCAAAGGCUGAUCCUGCCGGUCCAAAGGUCCCUCAAUCUCUGAAGCCUCCAUCACUACAGCAGGUUCAUAUACUUGUAGAUAUUUUAACUGAGUUCCAUUUACUUGCUGCUGUGCUCUGGUAACUUCCGUCAUCAAGGUCGUCUCCUGACGCAUCUGGUCCAGCUGGGCACUUAGUUUUGAAAAACCUUCCAGGAACAUUUGUUCAAGCCUUUGUACAAGCAUUGUCCUUCAGGGUCAAAGAAAAUUCUUUCCCACGAUUAUAGUCCUUCACUUUUAAGCUCUCUGCGUUGCAGUUUCACUAAAUCCCACUAGAGGAAAACCUUUUUUUCUCCUUUUUUUUAUAACGGAGAAAAUCAUCAGCAACAGUCUUUCUUUUCCAGAUACACUUUAUCCAAAGUUCCCCCCUUCAAAAUUCAAGAGGCAACAGUAGAGUCACAAUGUUACCUUUCUUUUAACUAUCUGUCGAGCUGGACAAGCUUCAAGACGUCAGUUCUGACAGCCCGCUCCUGGUUCAGGGCGGUGGAAAACAAUUGCAUCUAAUCUUAAUUGCCCAAAGGCCAAUGAGGACAUCACAUAAUCACAGCUUUUGUUUUGUAAGCAGCAGCCCGGACAGGGGAGUAAGGGGCAAGAAUUAACCCUUUCUCUCCCAGCUGCCAUCGCCUCUUUGAAUUCUUUCUUUGCCUUUCCAGGGACUAUCCCUUUGGCGGCAAUGGAAGCUUCCCGUGAAAUGCAGGGAGAGAGAACUAUGUUUCUCCUCCGAACUCCCUGAUCCCCUCCUGCAGCUGCUCUUUACAUAAACUAAAAAGAGUGCACGUUCUAUUUAUUUAUUUAUAAAAAAUAUUUGUAUACUGCUGCAUCAUUUUUUAAAAAAAUCGAAGCAGUUUACAGCAAUAGCAACAUAAAACUGCGCAAUAAAAAUACCAUUAAAUAGUAAAAAACCAAACAUCCAUUAACCAUUGCAGAAGGAUGUAGUAUUUACUGCCUUCAUGGACCUGACAGAAUAGAAAUAUUUUCAGCAGGCAUUUAAAAAUUGGCACAGAAGGUGUCUGCUGAAUCUCCAUUGGCAGGAUGUUCGACAUGACACUAAAGACCCUGCUUCUUGUUGCAAAAUGAGCCUCAUCAGCUUGGGGAACAACCAACAACAGCACUCCUGCAAAUGAUCUCAGACGGACGCAAUUUUGCUGAGAUUCCUGCAUAGAAGGGGGUUGGACUAGAUGCCCCCCGGAGUGGCUUCCAACUCUACGAUUCUGUGAACCUCACAGGCUAUAUUGCUCUUAAAAAAAAGUGCUUCCUCCAUGUAAAAAAACGCCCCAAAAUGUCCUUUUAUACUAGAAGGGAAUGAGUUCUAUAGUCUUCUCUUCAGGGUUAAGGGUUUAGGUCACAAGCAGGGGGUUGUGUGUGUGUGUGUGUAAGUGAGGAAAAUGUGGGCCGACUCCUUGUCUCUGGAGUGCAGUCCAUGACUGCAAACAGUGUUUCGUUCGCCUUCAGACCUAUGUGAAACAAUUGAGAGAGCAAACACCUACAUGGUAUCUGUUGCUAAAGAGAAGCCCAUGAUGAAGAAAGCGAUUUAGCAAGGAAUCCCUUUGUUUGCCUUGUCGCUUGCAAUUUCUGAGAAUUUGGUGAGCACAGAGUUCUUUCUGUUGAUGCAGCAAGGGAGCUUAGUUUGUGCAAGAACACAGAAGUUUAUGUUGCGUGGAGUUGACUUUCCUCUGUUGCCUACAGAUAAACUGGAUCUUGCUUAGCCAAAACCGCCUUAUUCAUUCAUUCAUGUAUUUAUAUCUAUCUAUCUAUCAUCUAUCUAUCUAUCUAUCUAUCUAUCAAUGAAACAUAUCCUGCUGGCUUCCUGGGGAUCUCAGGGCAGCUAAGAAGCCACGAUACGAAAAACAGCACUUCAGCAAAAAAUUAUAAGGUAUUCCCCAAAGAAUGAAAUCCCCCUAUAAAGAAUGAAAAGCUCAAAUUGGAAAGCAUGUGUGUGCCUGCUAAUGAAAAAAAGAGUUUGUGGCAUGUUUAAAAGGCAAAAAAUGUUGCAGUUUAAACCAUGGGUAGCCCAUGUGUAAUGUCCUCAGAUGUUCCUGAGCUAAAACUUGCAUCAUCCCUGACCAGUGGCCAUGUUGGCUGAAGGGAUUGUAACAUCCAGCAACAUCAAGUCAGCAGCACAUGGGCAACGUCUUGUGGAAGCAUUUAUGGUGUAGAUCAGGGGUAACUGACAUAAAGUAAAGGUAAAGGGACCCCUGACCAUUAGGUCCACUCGUGACCGACUCUGGGGUUGCGGUGCUCAUCUCGCUUUAUUGGCCGAGGGAGCCGGCGUACAGCUUCCGGGUCGUGUGGCCAGCAUGACUAAGCCGCUUCUGGCGAACCAGAGCAGCGCACGGAAACGCCGUUUACCUUCCCGCCGGAGUGGUACCUAUUUAUCUACUUGCACUUUGACAUGCUUUCGAACUGCUAGGUUGGCAGGAGCAGGGGCCGAGCAACGGGAGCUCACCCCGUCGCAGGGAUUCGAACCGCCGACUUUCUGAUCGGCAAGUCCUAGGCUCUGUGGUUUAACUGACAUAGUGCCCUUCAGAUGUUGCUUGACUACAAAGCCCAUCAUCCUUUUGACUACAACACCCAUAAUCCUUGGCCAUUGGCCCUGCUGGAUGGGGCUGUCCACACUGGCUACUCCUGGUCUAGAUGAAGUAGACAGUAGCCCAUGGAAACUGAUUUAUAUAAUAAAUCUCUUAAGUCACAAGACUCCUUGUUGUUUUUCCUAAACCAGUCUAGCAAGGGCUACUCCUAGGGAGUUUGCCCUUAAGAACAAAACUGCCUUAGCAAAAACAUACACUUGCUGCCUGCCGAAAAAACCAGCCUGUACCUGAAUCAACCGAUUCAAGUUACAAUAAAAGAGAUUCCAACUAAACAUGAGGAAGGACUUUCUGACAGUAAGAGCUGUUUGGCAGUGGAACAGACUCCCAUGAGAGGUGGUGGACUCUCCUUCCUUGGAGGUUUUUAAGCAGAGGUUGGAUGGCCAUCUGUCAUGGAUGCUUCAUCUGAGAUUCCUGCAUUGCAGGGGGUUGGACUAGAUGACCCUCGGGGUCCCUUCCAACUCUACAAAUCUAUGAUUCUGUGUUGCUACCUUCCAACCUCAAUAUUUAUUCGUAUUCUUCCUAGGGAUAGUGAGUGCAAUGAUCUAAAUUUGUAUCUUUGUGUGUGUGUGUGUCUUUCUUUUUUCAUUUAAUUGUAUUAUUUGCAUUUUAUUUCUUUAAUAUGUUGCUGAAAUGUGUUGAUAUUAUUUUUAAACAAUAACAAUAGCAAUUUAUUUCUACCCUGCCCAUCUGACUGGAUUUCCCAGCCACUCUGGGAGGCUUUCAACAGAACAUUAAAAAACACAAUACAGCAUUAAACAUUAAAAACUUCCCUAAGCAGGGCUGAUGUCUUCUAAAAGUCGGGUAGCUGUUUAUUUCCUUGACAUCUGAUGGGAGGGCGUUCUACAGCACGGAGGCCACCACUGAGAAGGCCCUCUUCCUGGUUCCCUGUAAGCUCACUUCUCUCAGUGAGGGAACCACCAGAAGGCCCUCAGAGGAGGACCUCAGUAUCCGGGCCGAACAAUGUGGGUAGAGAUUCUCCUUUAGGUAUACUGGGACGAGUGUGUAUAUAUAUAUAUAUAUAUAUAUAUAUAUACCGUAUUUUUCGCUCCAUAGGACGCACUUUCCCUCCAAAAAUGAAGGGAAAUGUGUGUGCGUCCUAUGGAGCGAAUGCAGGCUUCGCUGAAGCCUGGAGAGCGAGAGGCAUCGGUGCGCACCGACCCCUCUCGCUCUCCAGGCUUCAGGAGCUAUCCGCAAGCCUUGCAAGCCCGGUGGGAGUUCCCGCGGGCUCACAAGGCUUGCAGGCAGCAGCCUGCAGCCCCGGCGAGUGUCCGCAGCCUUGCGCGCCCGGCAGGAGGUCCCACCGAGCGCGCGAGGCUUGGGGCGCCGGCGAGCCGUCGCCGAGCACGGGAGCCCUCCGGAGGGCUCCCGUGCUUCGGGCGAGUGUCUGCAAGCCUUGCGCGCCCGGCAGGAGGUCCCGCCGGCGCGCAAGGCUUGGGGCUGCAGCAGUCGCCGAGCACGGGAGCCCUCCGGAGGGCUCCCGUGCUUCGGGCGAGUGUCUGCAAGCCUUGCGCGCCCGGCAGGAGGUCCCGCCGAGCGCGCAAGGCUUGGGGCUGCAGCCUGUCGCCCGAGCACGGGAGCCCUCCGGAGGGCUCCCGUGCUCGGGCGAGUGUCUGCAAGCCUCGCGCGCCCGGUGGGAGGUCCCGCCGAGCGCGAGGCUUGGGGCGGUAGCCUGCAGCCCGAAGCACGCGAGGCUUGGGGCGGCAGCCGCGGCGGGGGGGGGGAUAAUUUUUUUAAUUCAUUUCCCCCCCCAAAAAACGAGGUGCGCCCUAUGGGCCGGUGCGUCCUAUAGAACGAAAAAUACGGUAUAUAGAGUGAAUUUUUGUGUGUAUGCACCCACCCCCAUUUAUAUACAGUGGACGCUCGGGUUGCGAACGUGAUCCGUGCAGCAUGCACGUUUGCAAUCCACAGCUGCAUGUCUGCGCAUGCGCGGGUUGCGAUUUGGCGCUUCUGCGCAUGCCAAAGCGCGAUCUAGCGCUUCUGCGUAUGCGCGACUGCCGAAACCCGGAAGUAAGUACUUCUGGGUUUUGGCGGUCCACAACCCGCAAAAAUGCAACCUGAAGCAUCUGUAACCCGAGGUAUGACUGUAUAGGGGUGGGUGCAUGCACACAAAAAUUCACCAACCAAAGUUGCCCUGGUGAAAAGACACCCCUCUAAAUUACUGCAUUCCUUCCUUCCGACAGAAAAGGAGCUGCCUGGGAAAGUUGUCUGGGUGACGGGAGCCUCCAGCGGAAUCGGCGAGGAGAUGGCUUACCAGCUGGCAAAGCUCGGCUCGCCACUUGCGCUCUCGGCGAGAAGGGAGAACGAGUUGGAGAGAGUGAAAAAGAAGUGCAUUGGUAGGAUUUCUUUAUCUUGAAAGCUUGUCUUUUAUUUUGCUUUUAGAAUAUCUGUGCCUGCAAUCCCCCGCUGCAGGUGGGAAACUGUAUUUUAUGCAUGGGAGAGGGUUGGUCUAGAUGAUCCGUUGGGUCCCUUCCAACGCACCUGCCAAUCAAGCAUCAUCAUAAGCUGUUAUGUCAAAGUUGGCCCACGGGCUUUCUCACCCCUGCCCUGGGCCACCGUUUCCUGUACGCCUGUGCAUGAUAAAAGCACCAAGAGAAGCCCGCUUUGCCCAUCUUAAUGUCGAAGAAGGUUGGUGGGAAUGGAAGAUUGCUUCCACGUCCAGAUAUUUAGGACCUAAUUGGUUAGGCGCAGGGCUUUUUUUUCAGCCAAAACAUGCCAGAGCUGAGUUCCGACAUGUCUCAGGUGGGUGCCAUUGCAGCUGAAGAAGGAGGCAUUCAUUGUGAAUUCCGGCACCUCUUUUUCUAGAAAAAUAGCACUCGGUGAGGGUUUUAAACACAAACGCAAGCAUAUUGAAUUGUGCCUGGAAGCAAACUGGCAGCCAGCGCAGAUAAGGCCUCCCCUUGAAAAUUCUUAGGAUUUUCCUUGCCCCUGAAUAUUAAUCCAAAAUUUGGGGGGCAUUCUCAUCCCACUUCUCCCUGGAAACAUAUAAAAAAAUUUUGGGGGGGCUGAAUACAGCAAGCCUGCAAUUUAUGCACAUUUAACUUGUGUGCAUUCAGCUUUAUGUGCUUGGCAAUAAAAUAAGAAGGGGACAGAAAUAGGGUGGGCAUCCAGGAAAAAAGCCUUCAGCGAUCCCACCUCUCUUUGCACCCAAUGUGUUUUGACUUUAUGCAAUUUUGGUUUUAGGAACAAUCCGUUACCCCUGAGUAAGCUGGGGGCUUCCUGUACUUGAACCCAGAAUGAUGGUUUAACUGCUCUUUUAACUGGCAACCAAAUGGUUUAAAUGUUCCAUCCAUUGAACCCUUGCUGAGCUUGAGCUAAGCAGCGAUCUUGCCUAGUUGUUCUGCUGAUGCAACACACCCUUUGUUCCUCCCACCCACCUUCCCCCAUUAUUAAAGCAUUGCCAAGUGGGGGAGAGGUUGUCAGCUACUUCUAACAGUGGCAUCUUGCCACAAAACAGGGGUUAUUGUUUCCAAGGUCACAGUGAUGGGCAGUUUAUCUGUGGCAAAGGUUGUAGUCUUGCAGUGCCAGAGCCGCUUUUGCAAACCAAGCACAGCCCACGUCAUAUUUGCUCAACAAAUGAAGGAAACAAGGUCCAUGCCAAUUUUGCUUAUGGAGAGCAUUUAGAGAUUUAAUCAUUAACAAGUCCUAUUAGAUGUUGUCCAGGGCUCCUGGAUUCCAGUGUGUAACCGAUGGAAAGGAGAGAUCAGGUCAAAUGGAUAGACAGCAUUUGAACGUCACAGGGGUCAUUUUGCUUGCAAAAAUACGAGGUCCCUGCAUUAGCCUUCAUGAUUAUCCAUUAACUACGCAGUUUACAAUCAUUUGUUCUCUGUGGGUGGGGAGGGGGAGGCUGGCCUUGCAGCAAUGUAGAGCAUUGAAAAAAAUGCAGAGCUGAUCAAAGGGUUCCUUCAUGUGCCUGCCAACCUGUUUGCAAACCCUGAAAAUAGCUGCAUACAGUUCAGUAUAGAAAUAAAUUGAGAAACCUUUGAAGGCUGAUUACCGUAUUUUUCGCUCCAUAAGACUCCAUAAGCACGUGGCUAAAGAAGCCAAGACAGCGAGCGGGAUCCAUCCCGCUGGCUGUCUUGGCUUGUGCCAUAGCCGUGCGCAGCCGCACCUGGCCGGCGGGGCGGCCCGCGACAAUGGCAAUUCCCCCACCUCCCACAAAAGCCCACAGGAGCCGCGCACCCUUUAAGGAGCACACGGCUCCUGUGGGCUUUUCUACGAGGAGGGAGAAGGGACUGACUGGCUGCGUCAGUCCCUUCCCGCUCCUGGGGAAAAGCCCGCAAGAGCCGCGUGGAGCUUGUGUGCAGCUCUUGGGGGCUUUUCCUGCCUGCCUCCCCCUGCAUUCGCUCCAUAAGACACACACAUUUCCCCUUACUUUUUAGGAAGGGAAAAGGGCGUCUUAUGGAGCGAAAAAUACGGUAGGUGUGCCUUAUGGUCCGGUGCGCCUUAUGGAGCGAAAAAUACGGUAUGUUUUAAGAUGGGGGGGGGGGAGCUUUAAUACUAAACACCCAAGGACUCCUUUCCUGCAGAAAACUAAACCAGUAUACUAAAGUGUAUUAAUUUAACCAGCGUAUCCUUUGCAUUCCCAAGUCAUGUUACAGCUUUUUGGAAUUUGAAAGCUGGGAAAUUUAACACGCCUUUCUGUCCUGGUCAUCAUUUGGACAGUGCAGAGCUGGUCUAACCAAUAAUUUAAGGCCACUCCCAAUGUUAGCAUGACCUGCCAGAGGUCAUGUGCAAUCUGCAUGGUGAUUCUGUGCAACACAGGCCAUGUGAGCGCCUCUUGCAUCCCAAGAUCUGUGGGGCUAAUGAAACAGAAGAGGAAGGAUUGUUUACCACUGUUUCUAAACGGUUCCUCUUCUUCCUUCUUUCCUCUCCCCGGCUUAAAAAAAAAAACACAUUUAGAGAUCAGCAGCCUCACUGACAAGGAUAUCCUCAUUGUGCCGCUUGACUUGACUGACAGGAGUGCCCACGAAGCGGCGACAAAAACUGUCCUGAAGCAUUUUGGAAAGGUAAGUCAGACUUUCCUCAGUGGAUUGGAGGGAGAGGGAGGAGCCGCAGGGACACCUGCCUUGGCCGCAGUUUGCAAAGGGGCAGAAAAUGGGUGUCAAAGGUCAUUUGUUAUAAAAUGUGGAGCAGUUUGGCAUUCUUUAAGCUGGCGCAUGAAAAGCCAGCUCUUCAUGAGAUAUCCAAAAUUGGUUUUAAAAGCUGUCAUAAGCAGCAUGAGGGGGCUGCUGUUCUAGAAACUCGAACCCAAAGCCCCUUUUGGCACAUGGAACUAGUCAUGCAGUUGGGAUCCUGAGUUCAGUUUAAAAAUAAUAAAAGUAUUUAUAUCCGGUACAGUGGUACCUCUGGUUACGAACUUAAUUCGUUCUGGAGGUCCAUUCUUAACCUGAGCUACCGCUUUAGCUAAUGGGGCCUCCCGCUGCCGCCACACCACCGGCGUGCGAUUUCUAUUCUUAUCCUGAGGUAAAGUUUUAACCCGAGGUACUACUUUCAGGUUAGCGGAGUCUGUAGCCUGAAGUGUUUGUAACCCGAGGUACCACUGUUUUUAUAUAUCAGAAUUUGCAAGCAGUGUACCUUAAAGCACUCUGAUGCCUUGUGGAAAAAAGAAAGUAACUUUUGUAGUUAGGAAAGUGAAGAUGCUCAUUGCUGUUUUACCUCCCUGCCAAAAGACCAGAACAAAUGCUCAGUUAAGUGCAGAUACAGCCUAACCUUCAUGCAAGCUUUGCACAAACAAAUCAGAAUGAAUGCUCAAUAAAUAAGUCUUCGGGGCAACCCCUAGGAUUACCUAAUUCAGCAUGCUUAUUUUCCUUUUACUUAGUAAAACAAAGCUGAAAAUUUUGCAAAUUUGCAAUUGGUAUCUGUCUUUUGAAAGGGGAAUUCUCCACAGAAAAAUCAAGUUUUAGGGGUUUCCCCACCCUGUAUCCUUGCAAAUGCUUAACUUUUCCCCUCUUGUUCCCAAAGAUCGACGUCUUGGUGAACAACGGCGGCCGUUCCCAGCGCUCCCUCUAUGUAGACACGUCCAUCGAUGUCUACAAGGCUAUCAUGGAGCUCAACUACAUUGGCACCAUCUCCCUAACGAAAUACGUCCUGGACCACAUGAUACAGAGGAAACAGGGGAAGAUUGUCACCAUCAGCAGCGUGAUGGGCAUCAUGGGAGCUCCCUUGGCCACCGGCUAUUGCGCCAGCAAACACGCCCUGCAGGUAAGGGUUCUCUUCCGGUCUUCGACUGCUCAUGGCUUGUAUCGGAGACUCUUGCCUUUGCCAUGGACUCACUAGGUGGCCUUUGGCAAAUGACUCUCUCACAGACUUGGUCCCCCUUCCCCAGUGGCGUGCGGUCAGUGAACUAGGCUAGUUCCCUAAAUGUUCCCCUGGUACCUCCUUCCCCAAGCCCAGGAAGCUUCUGCCCAGCUUAGGGAGGGAAGUGUGAUGCUCAUGCGUGCAACAUAAUAAUAAUAAUAAAAUUUUAUAUAUAUCCCGCCCUCCCCAGCUGAAGCCGGGCUCAGAGUGGCUAACAACAAUAAAAGUAACACAGCAUUCAAAAAUCAGUUCAUUCUAAAAUCAAUUCAGAAUCAAAUUAAUGGCAACCAUUGGGCUAGAGUUCUGGUGAGGAUUACCAAAGGAGGGGGUCAGACUGUGCCUCAGCCAAAGGCCUGGUGGAACAGCUCUGUCUUGCAGGCCCUGCCUAAAGAUGUCAAGUCCUGCAGGGCCCUAGUCUCUUGUGAUAGAGCGUUCCACCAGAUCGGGGCCACGGCCAAAAAAGCCCUGGCUCUGGUUGAGGCCAGCCUAACCUCCCUGUGGCCCGGGACCUCCAAGAUGUUUUUGUUUGAAGACCGUAGGGUCCUCUGUGGGACAUACCAGGAGAGGCGGUCCCCGCCCCACAAUCACCUUCGUAAGCUGAUGCCUCUGCCCCUAACUGUUCCCCUGUGAACAUUUCACCGCCCUGCCCCAAUCUGUGAUAGAUGAGACAACUGUGGUUUGUAAGGAACACAGGGAGCUGACUUAUACCAACCUAGUACUGUCCACCCUGGCCGGCAAGGGACCUCCAAGGUUUCACACAGGGGUUCUCUCCCAGCCCUACGUCCAAAGAUGUUGGGGGUUAAUUUUGAGACCUUCUACAUGCACAGAAGGGACACGGUGGCGCUGUGGGUUAAGCCUAGGACUUGCCGAUCCCUGCGAUGGGGUGAGCUUCCGUUGCUCAGUUCCUGCUCCUGCCAACGUAGCAGUUCGAAAGCACGUCAAAGUGCAAGUAGAUAAAUAGGUACCGCUCCGGCGGGAAGGUAAACAGCAUUUCCGUGCACUGCUCUGGUUUGCCAGAAGCAGCUUAGUCAUGCUGGCCACAUGACCCGGAAGCUGUACACCGGCUCCCUCAGCCAGUAAAGCGAGAUGAGCGCCGCAACCCAAGUCAGCCACACCUGGACCUAAUGGUCAGGGGUCCCUUUACCUUUUUACAUGCACAGGAGAUGCUUUGCCACUGAACUAUGGCCCUUGGUGCAUCCCAGUGCAGGUUAUCUGAGAUUCCUAAGAGAUUCCGUCCUGUUUGAGCCUGGGGGAAGAAAGCUGGUACUUUUAACUGUCAGGCUCUUGUUGUUUCUCAGGGCUUCUUCAACUCUCUCCGACCUGAGCUCGCUGAUUAUCCCGGGAUAAGUAUAAUUAACAUCUGCCCGGGGCCUGUGCAGUCACAGAUCAUACAAAACGUCUUCACUGAAGAUAUUGCGAAGGUAAGAAAGGUUGAGAUGAUUAAAGGACCGUGUUAACUGGGAUUAGAAGAGGUUGUGAAAUCAAAGAAAUAUAGUUAAGGGUCAUUAUUGCUGUGCGCAGUUAGAUAUCACCUAGAGUUGUCACUAAAUAUUUAUAAAGCUAGUUUGUUAAGUAGUUUAACCUAGAAGCCUCAUUGAAUUGAAUAGGACUAACCUCUGAGCAGACAUGGUUAGGAUUGCACCUUAAAACGUUAUUCCUCCAUAAGCUAAUAACUCACCGCUUAUUAAUCGAAGCCAGAACAACAAUAACAAAAUCACACAAGGUUCUUCAUGAAUGGAUUCCAGUCUCUAGAUGGCUUCAUAUUCUCCUCCUUGGAAGCACAGUGGAAAUAAAAUAUUUUUUUAAAAAAAGACCCACAGCAUCUUGUAUGACAGCUUCCAGGUAGAGGGUUCAGUCCUUCCCGGACUGUACCACUUCAGGACACGGGUAGGGCAAUCGUGUCUCCAAAUGCUCCCCGACAUCCCCCCCCCCAAGGUGCCUACAUAUAUAGGAAACGUGCAAGUCUAGAACAAGCUUAGGCUAGCCAAUGCGAUGCUCUCCAAAUACAACUCAAUGCUGGGGCGAGUUUUGUGUUUUUGUAGGUGUUCUGUGUGGUUCUGAAUUUCGUGUCCCAUCUAUGUUUUUUUUUUUAAAGGAGUGGGUUUUGAAAGGCCAAACACAGUAGCCUUCACAGAGGCAACUCGGGUCUGCCGCUUGCACAGAUCUUCUUUUGUCUUGCUGGCUAUUCUGUAAUCCUCUGGCAAGGCCAAACUCUUAUGUAGUCAUAGCCCGUAAAUCCAAAUUGCUCCGGCUGGCCUCUCAUCCACUUUUGUUUUUUUAAAAGCAAGAAACUUUCAGGUUGCAAAGCCGUUUCUUCCUAAAAUGCAACGGAGCACCAAUCGCUCGCAGUGACUGAAUUUAUGAUUAAUGUGCCUGAACACUGUCCAGAUAAGUAAGCCUGAAAGAGUUCGUACCAAGCCUUUUCAGACAAUAAUAUCUCAGCUCAAAUAAGCCAGGACAUUAAGGUAGCUUUGAGGCCUACUGAAGCUGCUUGUAAGAUAGUGAUCCAGUUUAGGGGAGCAGCUUUUUCUAUCAACUCGGGGUCACACAAUCUAGGCCUUUUUCCUCAUAAGCCCCUGCCCCAAACUCAGCAUAAUUCUUCCCAUGAAUACUUGACACCCCUUUCGGCUGUCCAGAACUCUCCCCGGCUUUUAGGCCCCAGGACUCCACACUGCGCCCCGCUCCCACUAAGUCAGGGAUGGGAACACAGGGAUUAUGGGAGUUGGGAGUACAACAAGGUCUAGGCUACCAGAGGUUCCUUAACCGUGUCCUAGAGGUUGCCUUCAAAGAUAUAUGACACACAGAGACUUUGUUAGAAAGAUGAACAAGCCUUGCUGAGCAAGCACACAGCCCCUUUCUUUACGAUGGGGACAUAAAAACCAGAUCUUUGCUUACUAAGAUGAGAGAUUGUUUGUUUUAUAAAGAUUUAUAUUCUGCCCCUCACCAUUAGCGAUCUCAGGGCAGGUCAAAACAAUUUAAGACACAAAGAAGAAAGCAAAAAAGUACACUUAAAAAAUCUUACCAGUCCAUCUAUUAAACACGACAAAGAUAAGAUUGUCCAAAUGUGGUCACGGUAAUAAAUUCAUCGGGUGUACUGUGAGUUCUUGCUUGCAGCAUAAAUGGGCAAGGGCAAAAUGCCACAUUUUCUACUCUUAGCACAGAUACAGCCUUCUGAAAGUGGACUGGCAUAUUGAACUGUGUCCCUUUUACGCUGAUAUGGUUGUAUCAAUGCCUCCAUCUUGGGGACAGCAUGGGCCAAUUCCCAUCCAGCUCACCUGCCUCCUAGCUCACACCUGGCACAGGUGUGGCAAACCUAUCUGGCCUGGCCGGUUAGAUCUUACACUGUAGGGGGGCAGGAAUUAUAAUUUAUCUUAAAAACCAUUGUAAACAGUUAAAAUUGUUAGUAGGAUUGGAAUAACACUUGCAGUUUAACUGUGAAUUUCGGACAAAAUGGAGAUGUAAAAUAUUUGGAUUAUUAUAAAAGAUGCAGGAGGAAAUGACUAACAAUAGGACCCACAAAGGGGAGGAGGGAAGUUCAGGAGAUUCUAUGGAAUCUUGUUUUUAUGUUGUAUAUGGGAUUGUAAAACUGUAAUCUGAAAAACCAAAUAAAUAAUUAAAAAAGAAAGAUCUUACGCAGCAAACCACUCUGUGAUCCUCGGGAGAUCGCAUGCUCCCUCUCCAGCUUACUCUCUUCCCUAACCCCCUGCUCUCCCAUCCAGGCAAAUGCAAACGUUGGGGAUCAGUCUCACAAAAUGGAAACCAGCCGUUGCGUGCGACUAACACUGAUCAGCAUGGCUAACGAUAUAAAGGAAGCCUGGAUCAGCGACCAUCCAUACCUGGCAGUCUGUUACCUCUGGCAAUACACACCUACCUGGGCAUGGUGGUUGUUGAACCGCCUAGGGAAGAAGCGAAUUGAGAAUUUCAAAAGAGGAGAGGUACGUCCUUCAAGCAAGAGCUGUUCUUAUGUCCCGUUAUCACUCUAGCGCAGGGUUUCGCAAACUUGGGUCUCCUCCUGCUGUUUUCGGACUACAAGUCCCAUCACCCCUGGCCACUAGGGAUGAUGGGACUUAAUCCCUGGCCUAAGGAUGAUGGGACUUGUAGUCCAGCAACAGCUGGAGAUACCCAAGAUUGGGAAACUCUGCUCUAGCCUAUUCAGCCAGAAAAAAAUGUGUGAAGGCUGAGUGGCGUAUGACCCCGUCUUCAUUUGCCCCCUUGCAAUGUAUUGUCUCAACCCACUUUGUGGGCUGCUUGUGUUCAUCCUCUAUAUGGGCCAAAGUGUUCAGAUCAGCCUGUUUUUAUUGGAGGGUUUUAAAAUGAGAAAUAAGCAGGAUCCGGUUUCAUGCUGUUUGCCAGAAGAGGUGGAAGAAGCAGGAUCGGAACAAAAGGCAUCCUCUCACAUCUCUGCCUUUGCAGUAUUCAUUUAGGUUCCCAGAGUGUAUUUUCAAAAGCUGUAUGGGGAGGAAGAGGGGAGGGGCAUGUGGUGGCAAAAGCUCUGGCCCAACUCUUUGGAUCCUUCCUUAAGUUAUGCUCUCUUAAUCCCAUGAUGCAUUAAAGCUGUUAGGCAGUGAAAGUGGUCCUCUUUCUUACACCCCAGUUGGAGGAGUGUUAAAAAAAUGUUUUUGUUCUUUGUAACCCACCCAACUGAUUGGGUUGCCCCAGGCACUCUGGACGGCUUCCAACAAAUAUAAAAGCAUAAUAACAUUUUAAAUAUUUAAUCAAACAUUAAAAACUUCCCUAUGCAGGGCUGUCUUCAGGUGUCUUCUAAAAGCUGUAGAUAGAUAAUUUAUUACGAUCAGAGACCAGCUUAUAUAAGCUGUAUAUUUAUCUCCUUGGCAUCUGAUGGGAGGGUAUUCCACGGGGUGAGUGCCACUGCUGAGAAGGCCCUCUGUUUGGUUCCCUGUAACCUCACUUCUUGCAGUCAGGGAACCACCAGAAGGCCCUCGGAAGUGGACCUCAGUGUCCGCGCUGAACAAUGGGGGUGGAGAUGCGUCUUCAGGUAUACAGGGCCUCUCCUUCGGGUAUACUUAAGUAUAAAUGAAAUUAAGAGCAGUCUGGACUAAGUUGUGCUUUUUGUUCAUUGCAGGACGCUGAUAUUUCUUACUACAAAAAAUCUUCUUAAAGGAGCAUUACAUUAUCCUUUUCACCAAUACCAGCAUAAGGAGGAGGAAGAACCCCUGCUUUAAGUACACAUUCUUUUUUGAGGAUAAGGAAUGACGUUAUAAUACGUAACCCAUACCUGUUCCACUAUAGUCUCUUGAAUAAAAAAUGAUUUUAUAACGCUUGUUGAUACUGUAGUGUGGUUAGCCACCAAAAACCUUUACUACCUGGCCUUUCAUGGUGCUAUCUUCUGCUGUAUGCUAGGGGGACCAUUCAAAUCUACACCCCAUCCCAGUAUCUUCUCAGGCCCUGCCUUAAUGUCUUUAGUGACUCAUUUACUGUUUUUGCCUCUUGCUUCAUUUCAAGACCUCAGGAUACGAAAAAGAAUGUUAAUAUAUGCAGGUGUCUCUCUCCAAACAAUGCACUCUCAGGAAAACGUUUGUUAGGCGAGCGCUUGCCAUUUCCAUUGAUUCCUAUGGGGAAAUUUCUAAUGUGUUCCUGACCAUGGAAUUUUCACCUCAAAAUGAUUGGAGGGGGCAGGGACACUGGAAAACCCUCUGAAAGCUUGUGAAAGGUAAACAAGGAAGGGGGUGGGAAAGCUCUCUAUAGUUGUCCAAUCCCCCUUCCUGCCUUGUUCUGGUGAAAUGGCUGCUAUCUACCAGCAAAACACAAAUAAGUAAGGCUCGUUUAAGGCUGCUUAUUUGUUUAAACAGGUCUGGCUGUUUGGAUAUCUGAAUCUGCAGUGUGUAUAACGAGGUUUGGGUACUAAUUCCUUGUUUUUAGAUGAUUUUUUGCAUAACAAGCGUUUGGAUAGUGGGACCUGCAGGUACACAAAAAGGGCCAAGCUUUUAUCUACCACCUCCAUUUUUCUUACUGAAUGCUACUAAGGCAGUGCUGUGUUCUUAAAGUGGUUUUCGCUAUAUUUACAUUUAUAAAGAAAAGUACUUUGGCAGCAGUUAGAUCUAAUGUUGACUUUUAGCCUGGCUUUCUCCUAUGUGGCGACGAGACCCAAAGCUGCUUCAAAUUUAAAAGAUUAAUUCAAAUGAGCCUUAAAUGUGUCUUGAUUAUAGUUAGUAGAAACUUGAUUAUAGCUAGUAAAAACAAAGGUUCACAAGCUUACGCAUUGAAGCUGGCUUCUUUCUGCUUUUCAUCAUCAAGGCUAGCUGUUCAAACAACGCGGCAAGCUGCUGUUAAUUAGAAGCAGAAAUUUUGGAGCUCCUUUCUGUGGGUGUGCAGGAAGGAAGGGGGAGGAGAGAGAUUGCAUGAAAGGGGGCGGGUGGUUUGGGUUGCCUUUGAAGCCUCCUUUGUGCUUUGGCUUAAAUGGGACACCUAGUAAGUCUCAUGCCAAAAUGUAAGUGGAAGAGCAGGAUGGGAAGAUACUGAAAGUUAAAGGACAAUUCAAACUAAUGCUAAAACGAAGCAAAACGAGGUCGGGAAGCCUUUUCUACCCCCCAGAAAUCCAGAUGUUCAUUUCCAUGUUCUACAGCAGUCAUUCUAAAGCACUCUGAGGCAGGAAAUAUUACAUGAGAUUUGUUUUUUCACCUUGCAGGGUACAGGUGAAAACUUGGGUUUCAAACCUCUCCUUGCUUAUAGGAAUUUUGGUCCCAGUCAUUUCAGUGUUAUGUAGAGAUGGGCACAUUAGCAGAGCAAGCUUUUCCACUUGCCAGGUUUAUUGCACCAUGAGACUGUUUGCACCAAAGUAAGAGUAUCCGACUUGCUAUAUUUGAAAAGAAAUAGCUGCAGGCUGAACAGAUGUAUUAUUGAGUGUUUCUUCAAGUAUCACUUUGACAAUGCAAAUAAAGCUAUACAAUAUAAACAAGUGA